This is a messenger RNA of Phalaenopsis equestris, 912 nucleotides long. RefSeq names its product photosystem I reaction center subunit N, chloroplastic. The record is from RefSeq and is a predicted model, not a curated record. The coding region runs from base 138 to 659 and encodes 173 amino acids. Lineage: Eukaryota; Viridiplantae; Streptophyta; Magnoliopsida; Asparagales; Orchidaceae. The transcript is spliced from 3 exons. Gene Ontology annotation, cellular component: chloroplast photosystem I. Gene Ontology annotation, biological process: photosynthesis.
CCCACCACACUCCCCCUCCUUCCAAUCCCCUUCCCCAUAAAACCUGUCACAGGCACAAAACGAAAUCCCACUCCUCCGUCUUCCUUCCCCCCAAAACCCUAAUUGAAAGACCUCAUCCCCCUUCCCUGAUAGCAGAAAUGGCCGCCAUAAACUCCACCGUUUUGGCUUGCAGCCAUGUCAUCUCAGCCCCAUCCAUGGCCGGCAUCAAGCUCGUUUCAACCUCCACACCAUCGGCCGCACCGAUCUGUCCCUCCUCCAUAAAAUCGCCUUCUGUAAGAGCCCAGAAAUCUCCGUCAAUUGAACCAAAGGAAGCAGGUGAGGGGCGAAGGGCGGCUCUCGUCGGCUUAGCUGCGGUCGUCUUCUCUGCCUCGGUGGCGACCGCCACCUCUUCAGCUAAUGCUGGCAUCAUCGAAGAAUAUCUUGAGAGGAGCAAAGCAAAUAAGGAAUUGAAUGAUCAGAAGAGGUUGGCUACCAGCGGCGCAAACUUGGCACGUGCUUACACUGUGGAAUUUGGCACGUGCAAGUUCCCUGAGAACUUCACCGGUUGCCAAGAUUUGGCUAAACAGAAGAAGGUGAAGUUCCUCACUGAGGACUUGGAGUUGGAAUGCCAAGGGAAGGAUAAGUACAAAUGCGGAUCAAACGUUUUCUGGAAAUGGUGAAAUGUUUUCAACAAAACUACUUUAAGCCCUCAUCUGUAGUAUCCGUGCAUGUAAUGAGUAGAUUCUGAAAGUUCACAUUGGUUUCCUCUUCUUUGUUUGUUUCUGUGUAAUUCCCUGCAUCAAAUGAGUAGCAAUUCAGUAAAUCUUCGAACAUCUAAUGAAAGAUCUGGGGAAAUAUGCAAAUAAAAUAUUUGUAAAAUAAUGUGUUUUAAUUUAAACGUUGAGACUCUUGUAAACGAUGAAAUUUCACGUU